GUAACUUACGUACGUUCAUUUUGCUCGGUUCGAUAUAUAGUUAAAUUCUUACCAAACGGUUCAUUGGCUCCGAGAUUAAAUAUUGAUAGUAAUGUAUUAUUAAGUAAAAUCUCAGAAUAUGAUGAUUGUGAUUGUUCGGCAUCAGAUUCCAAUGUGUUAUAUAUUUCAAGUUAUACAGAUCCUAUCAACAGUAAUGAUGAUGAUUGUGAAAUAAAAUCUAUAAAAAACAAUACUGGUGAUAAUGAUAAUCACAAAUUAAUUAUGAAAUCAAAGAAAACACAGUACAGUAAUUAUAGGUAUGGUGGAAAAAAUAAAAGAGGAAAGCGCCUUAAAGAGUCUACUAAGAAUAAUGGCAAAUUGUAUCAUAAUAAUAAUACAUCAGAUACUACAGACAGCUCUGAUGAACAUUUUCAUUCAUCAUCUAGAUCAAAUCGUAUUUCACAAUUUUCAGCUCAAGAAUCAGGCAAAUCAAGCACAUGUGACUUAGAACGAGAUCGAUUUCCUCAUCGUCCAGAUGCAGAUGGUGAGAGUGAUACUGCCAUCGCUGCCACAGGAUCACCUAGUUUAAUGCAACAUGAUGAAACAAAGUUUAACAACAAUUUGUCAGAAUCUCCUAUUCCUUCAGCUAGUUUAACUUCAACAUCAUUAAUACUACCGCCACCGCCACCACCACCGCCCAUGAUUUCUUCACCUGCACUACAAGGAGGAGCAAAUGGUAGUAGCAAUUGGAGAGAACAAUUGCAAGCAAGGUUAAGAAGUAAAAAGAAUAAUUCCACAGAUAAAACAUCUACACCAAUAAAAAGUUAUUUGUGGAUAUCACAAAGUCCUGCUGAUAUGUCAGAAGUAUUGAAAGAAUUACAAAGUGGAUCCAUUAAACUACGUUCAAUACCAAGAUCACCCGGUGGCACACCGAUAAAACAGAAACAUUCUCCUACAAUCAGUGGCUCUGAUCCAUGUGCAAUUAUCACUCGGGCAUUACACUCUAAAUUUUCACAUCUUCGUUCUAUGAUGGACAGUUCUACUAGUGAUGAAGAAGAAAACCAGUAUAUGGGAUUUUGUCCACAAUUUAAAUAUAGAUAUGGUCAUACUUUUGGUAAAGAAACAUCAGAAAUAGCUAAAGGAUCACAUCAUUUUUACCCUGUUACUAGGGAGAAUAAUAAAUUUGAUCCAUUAAGAUCUAAGUUUAAUUAUGAUGUUCCUGGAAGAAUGUUACCAAAAUCAACAGGAGAUAAUAAAUAUACAGAAGGAAUGAUACCAGGAUAUUCUGGUAAUAUACCACAAAUGAAUUUUAAAUUUGGUCGAACAUAUCGUAAUCUAUCUGAUGAAUGCGUUGAUCAAUUAGUUAAAGAAUAUAAAUCUUCUGAGUUAAGACAAAACAGAUUAAAAGAAUCAUCCAACUUGAUGACUAAUCUUCAUCCUGUAACAUAUGAUCCUUUAGUUAAGAAUCAUUUAAAUACAUGGACUGACGAUAUGGUUAAGAAGAAUUCUGAUGUUCAUUCGUAUAUGAGUUCAAAUGAACCGCCUAUUCCUGAAAGUGGUUUAGCUAAACGUUUUCAUGAAGCUGCUCAAAGUAGUUUAGAAACAUUUAGAGCUGAAUGUAAAAAUCAUUUUGAUCAUAUGGAUAUGCCGAUGACUAGAUUAGAUACUUCAUCACGUCCACAUAGUUCAAUACCAUAUACACCAAAUAGUAAUUAUUAUAGUGCAAGAAUAUUUCAUCAAGAAGGUAUGAUACCAGAUUAUGAAGUUCAUAUACAUGGUUAUCAAUAUCAUGUUGGAAAGAAUUUUGGUAAUACAACACGUGAUUUAGAAGUAUGUGCUCAUCCAUACUCUUGUUAUGGAGAAUAUUUAAAAAUAAAAGAUUUAACUAAAAAAUAUCUUUCAUAG
This is a messenger RNA of Schistosoma rodhaini, 1884 nucleotides long. The record is from the annotation of a GenBank genome assembly. Lineage: Eukaryota; Metazoa; Platyhelminthes; Trematoda; Strigeidida; Schistosomatidae.